AUGGAAAUCAAUAGAAUUAACGAAGAAGCAUGUGAAAAAGAAAUGAAAAUGAAAAAAUUAGAAGAUGAAAAUAUAAAAUUAAAAAAUUAUUUGAAAGAUUUUGAAAAAACUUUUAAUAAUAAUAAUAAUAAUAAGAGAAUUGAUGUUAAAACACGUGAAAUUCAAUGCGAUAUAAAAUUUAAGGUUUUUGAUAAGAACGUACAAGUCAUACCUCAUACGUCAGAUGUUAAAACACAAACGGAAACAAUGAGAAUUUCAGAUGUAAACAAAGAAGAUGAAGAAGCAGAAGAAAGAGAAAAUUAUAAUAAAAAUCAAAUUAUGUAUUUACAAGAGCAAAACGAAGUUUUAAAAUUAAUUAUAAAAGAUCUAAAAAAAAACAACAAUUUUGAAAAAAAAUUUAAUUAUUAUUUACAAAAUCACGAACAUGAUAUAAAUGAUUCGAAAAAAAAUAUUUUACAAUUAAAUGAUAAAUUCGAAACGGAAAUUGAAAAUAUAAAAAAAUUAUUAAUUCAAGAACAAAAUCAAAGAGUCCAAGAAGAAACCAUUAUGGAAAAUUUAGAAACGACUAUGACGUGUCUUAAAAAUAAAUUAUUAAAUACUUUACCGCCAAAACAACGUCAUCAAAACCACGUGGAUCAUCUUACAAAAGAAAAUGACGUAGGUGAUACCGGUAAUAAUAAUAAUGAUGAAACCACACAAAGGAAUCAAAUGGAAGAAUAUAUGGAAGGUAAUAAUCUCAACGGUAAUAUAAAUUUAUUGAAUCGUUUCGAACGAAACAUUCUAGAAAAAAUCGAUGACGUCAAAAGUGAAUUUUUCGAUAAAAUUAAAUCAUUAUUAUUACUCUACGAAAAUUUAAAUAAAGAUAAUUUUUUCGACGAAAUACUAAUAAUAAUAAUAAUAUUAUAA
This is a messenger RNA of Pediculus humanus corporis (human body louse), 906 nucleotides long. Its product is annotated as mitochondrial ribosomal protein VAR1, putative. The coding region runs from base 1 to 906 and encodes 301 amino acids. Lineage: Eukaryota; Metazoa; Arthropoda; Insecta; Psocodea; Pediculidae. The record is from RefSeq and is a predicted model, not a curated record. The transcript has 5 exons.